Messenger RNA from Lolium rigidum, 378 nucleotides. Its product is annotated as cytochrome c. The transcript has 3 exons. Gene Ontology annotation, cellular component: mitochondrial intermembrane space. Gene Ontology annotation, molecular function: heme binding; electron transfer activity. Lineage: Eukaryota; Viridiplantae; Streptophyta; Magnoliopsida; Poales; Poaceae. Gene Ontology annotation, biological process: mitochondrial electron transport, ubiquinol to cytochrome c; mitochondrial electron transport, cytochrome c to oxygen. The record is from RefSeq and is a predicted model, not a curated record. Bases 40 to 378 code for a protein of 112 amino acids.
CCUAUUCCGGCAACCGUUCGCGCGGGAUCGGCGGCGACGAUGGCGUCGUUCGCGGAGGCGCCCCCGGGGAACGCUGCCUCCGGCGAGAAGAUCUUCAAGACCAAGUGCGCCCAGUGCCACACCGUCGAGAAGGGCGCCGGCCACAAGCAAGGGCCUAACCUGAAUGGUCUGUUUGGGAGGCAAUCUGGCACGACUCCUGGUUAUUCUUACUCUACGGCCAACAAGAGCAUGGCUGUGAUUUGGGAGGAGAAGACGUUGUAUGACUACCUGCUUAAUCCUAAGAAGUACAUUCCUGGAACUAAGAUGGUGUUCCCUGGACUGAAGAAGCCUCAGGAACGUGCUGAUCUCAUUGCAUACCUGAAGAGUGCCACAGCUUGA